GAUGACACGCUGUGCAGAUCGGGAGCGCAGUUAGAAAACAACAUUCCUCGUUGGCGAUCGGCAUUGCGGCUCAACGACAAUGGCUCCUUGCCUGCGCGGCAUUUUCCAACUAAACGAACGAAUCGUUCUCCUCGGGCUCUGCAUCCUGCUACUAGGAGAUCCCUGGCCAAUAGCCGCCCAGAGGAGCACCGGCGGCAAAAAUGUUUUGCGGCGCAACUACACGGGAAAGAAGCCCGAGGUUAUACAACACCUGUCACAGGAUGCCACCCAUUACUAUGGACACGAAAAUGGUGCCAAAAUCAUAAAAUCCUCACACUUUGAAUAUGAUUAUACCCUGGGACGUAAAAUUACUUUCUUCUGCAUGGCUCAAGGCAUUCCUAGACCCACUAUAACCUGGUUCAAGGAUGGAGCAGAGCUCUACCAGCAUCGCUUCUUUCAGGUCCACGAGUCUCAUGAAGAGGCCAAUAUUGUUAAAUCUAAAAUGGAAAUAGAUCCAACCACUCAGAUGGAUGCUGGUUUUUAUGAAUGUCAAGCCGAUAAUAUCUAUGCCAUUGAUCGUCGUGGCUUUCGCACGGACUAUGUUAUGGUUAAUUUUUAAGCCAAGUUUCUCAUGUUUUUAAAAAUAAAUCGUAUAAAAAUAAAUCGUAAUAAAAGCUGUUUUUUAAA
This is a messenger RNA of Drosophila bipectinata, 666 nucleotides long. Its product is annotated as immunoglobulin domain-containing protein oig-4. Lineage: Eukaryota; Metazoa; Arthropoda; Insecta; Diptera; Drosophilidae. The record is from RefSeq and is a predicted model, not a curated record.